Molecule: messenger RNA, 1925 nt
Organism: Branchiostoma floridae (Florida lancelet)
Lineage: Eukaryota; Metazoa; Chordata; Leptocardii; Amphioxiformes; Branchiostomatidae
Product: mucin-5AC-like
Exons: 13
Coding region: 302-1426 (374 amino acids)
Molecular function (GO): protein binding
Source: RefSeq, a predicted model, not a curated record
CGCAUCCUUUGAUAAAGAAACAUGCCGUUGUUUUGGCAACAGCAGUGCGGGUAGAAAACCCAAGGUCGGGCCUUCACUCCGCAAAACCAGUUUUUACUGGGCAAGCAAGCGGCUCGCGGCACAGCAUACGCACGGUUGGAAGAUCUGUUUGAACAGGACUUUUGUUUCGUCAUUGAUCAUACAGUUUUCUAACGGACACGUUUGGUGGAGUGUAGAUAGAGGUGGGGCAGUUUGGUUUUAAGUUCCCAACAGGGGCUCCUAACGCCACGGCUUGUAUAGCUACAGAUCAGUUUGGUGAGAGAUGGCGGUGUUCCGACUCACCUUGGCCAUCUUUCUCGUACUUGUGCAUUUUACAACAUUGAUCACAGGACAGAAAGCGACACCUGCACCACAAGGCAGCACUGCGGCCGCUUCUGCGAGCAAUGGAGACUUGAUGCUGUUCGAACGUGAUGGGGGCAGCGGUAGCGGUGAUGGAGCCACAACGACAACACAGGAUAACAGCAUACCUGCUACUACAACAUUGACCAACAACUCAACGUCACAAGCCAACAGUACCAAUGCAACUUUAACCACACCACCUUUAACUACGGCACUACCGACAACCACCCAACCUUUAGCCACUACUGCAGCGGCAGUAUCCGCAACCUGCAAGAAUAUCGGCACUGAUUACGAUGGCGACUCACUAAUCAUCAGUUGUCCUGCUGGAUGCUCUAGAGAAGGCUCUAUCUGGGGUACUGGAAUCUACACAAGUGAUUCGCCUGUUUGCAAGGCUGCCAUCCACGACGGUAGAAUCACAGACGACGGCGGGAGGGUGAGUGUGUACAGAUGGUCCGGGCAGGUGUCGUACGAGGGGUCCACACAGAACGGUAUUACCUCGGACAGUUACGGCGAUUGGAGGAGCUCUUUCGCUUUUAGACCAGAAAGUACAACAGCCUUACCUGUGGCCACAACAACUACCACCGCGACAACAUCAUUACCAGUGGCCACUACCACUACAACUGCGACAACAGCAUUGCCGACUAGAAGACCUGAAGCGUCAACAACAACAGCAGGAGUUUACACUUCAACAGUGCCAGCCACAACAUUAGACGCAUUGAGUACAACUACACCAACACCGACACCAACAACCGUCCAGCCAUUAGCUACUGCUACACAAGCAGCAUGCCCAAGGGGACUUUUUCGAUGUGACAGUGAACGAUGUAUUUCAAGUAACUGGCAGUGUGACGGUGAUGACGACUGUGGUGACGGGAGUGACGAAAGAGACUGCAGUUCGACAGAUUCAUCAACUUCAAAGCCGGACACAACGUCACAAGGUGGUAAAGUCGUGGCGAAUGGUGUUGAUUGUGAUUAUGUGAAUGUUUGCAUGCUUGGAAAGAGUGGCUUGGAAAGAAGUGCGAUGAGAAUGCAUCAUUCUACCUUUUCGUGAUUGAAUGUGAGUCUCUCGUCUUCCACUAAAGAAAAUGAAACUCUUGACGCACGCACGCACACACAUGAUUCAACAUAUGCAUACACAUGUAUGGUACACACUUUUUAAAGCAUAGGUACCCAGGUUUAGGAAGAAGAGGCUAGGAGCGCCACGAGGAGCUUGCCUUAUGCCAGUCCGGACUGGAUGAUACGACAUGCCUAGCGCAGGAUUCACCUAUGACAAUCUCUGUUGCAGCAUUGCUCGGAGGACACAGGCUCGGUUCGGAUCCAGAUAUCCCCGGCACCAGAGGCACAGUGACACACCCCAGAUCAUCCUGACAUUCGGAACCUCGUCACGAACAUCACUCUAUUUCAUAUGGCCUUGAUUUUUGUUUCAUACUUGUAUUGUUCUUUUUAACUUUAUCUGAUGUAUAUUAUUGAUAUCCUUUGACAUGUAUUUUCUUGCAAUAUAAUCAUUCAGACAUUCUGUUAAAUUCAUUAAAAAGACAUUAUUAGUGCAA